This is a messenger RNA of Dermacentor andersoni, 1229 nucleotides long. NCBI's taxonomy places the organism in Eukaryota, Metazoa, Arthropoda, Arachnida, Ixodida, Ixodidae. The record is from RefSeq and is a predicted model, not a curated record.
AUGUUUGAGAGCGUUCAGUGGGCAACGUCACCUGUCAAAUACUUGGGAGUGCCACUAGACCAAUAUCAAGAACCUGCAAAAUAUUGGGAAGCGGAAAAUGAGCGCACACGCGAAUGUACGCACAAAUGGGGUGGCCGCGAUCUUUCAAUCUUUGCUCGGGCCACAGUAUGUAACCUCUUUUUGGUGGCCAAGGUAUGGUAUGUGCUGCAGGCACUGUGUAUGUCACGGACCAGCGUCCAGAGAUUGCACCGAGCUUUCGCAGUGUUCAUUUGGGGUUCGAGUUGGGAGAGGACAAGUCGCACAAAUCUAUUUCUGUCCGUUGGAAAGGGUGGCCUAGGUUUGGCUCAUUUGUUUCUUAGGCAACUUGUGUCAAGAUUUAUGUUCCUCCGAGACCAAAAGGAUGCUUUCCUGCGUACGGUAAUACAAAUUUGGUUGAAAGAGGCACUGCCUGAGUAUGUUGUAUCAUCCAGCCCUGUGAAACGCGUACGGGUGCGGGGCUUUCUUUGGGAGGUUGUGCGCGCUUUUCCGUGUUUGAAAGUUCGCUUUUCUGCACAGUAUCUUGCUGAUGUUAGAAGGAAACAACUCUAUAAAGACCUUAUUGAUACUAUGUUGCCUAUACCUUUGUACCGUUCCAUAUACUGUGUUGGCUCUGAAGGGAAUGUACUUAAGAGAGUGAAAAAGAUGUCGGUGCGGCCCUCAAUGAAAUCAUUCUUCUUUCAGCUGCACACAGGCACACUGCCCGUGAAACCAUGGCUACAAGAGAAAGGAAUAUUUGUCCCAUGGUCCACAAACUGUCUAAUCUGUAGAAAACCGGAGACUAUAGAUCACAUGUUCCUUCACUGCACAGACGCUGUAUUUCACUGGGACGUCUUGCAACGAACUUUAGAAAAGCAGCUUCCAAUAUCACCUUACGGCAUAAGAUUUCUAUCGGUAGAUAGCGGUGACGAAGUGCCGUGGGACAUGUUUAUGCUUAUCAGCUUACACAGUAUAUGGAAAAAUCGAAUGGCGUUUAGGCAUGCAGAUGAAACUAUCCUCCCUGUACGAGAGUAUUUCAUUGAAAAUGUGUCUUAUGUAAGAGAUGUGUUUAAGGCUCAAAAAGAACAGCCGGAAUGGCUCCCAUUAAUGGAUGACCUCGCCAAACUGAAACGCUUUUAAUCCUUUGAUGUGAGCUGACCAGUGCACCACUCGCAUCUUUUACUUGUAAAACGAUAUUAGUGUUUUGUAUGUCU